AUGUUAUCAAAGAAGCCAUACUCUAGGAAGGGUUAUGUUCGUAAGGCUAUUCUUGCUAAGGGAGUUGUUAAUAACAAGUUAUUCGUCACUGGAUCAGUUGUCAAGAAUUAUAGAGCAGAGCGGGAAUGGUCUGGUGAAUCUAUCUUUCAUUCGUUCCUUUGUUCUAAUGCUCGAGUUGGCACCAAUGGCAAGGUUUAUGUGAAGGGCUUUAGACUUAAAGUGUCCCUUGGAAGAAACAUGCAAAUUUUUCUUCCUCCUCAAGGAGCUAAUCAAGAUCCAGAACAGAUUUGGGAAGUGCCUUUAAAGAUUCGUAUAGCAAUAUUGUCCCAUGCCAAUUCUAUUGUUAAUUUUCGGGGACCACCUGAUGUUCGUAGGGUACAAAAUGUUCAAGUUGCUACGUCAGAGUCACAGUUUACUAUAUACUAUGGUGCACGUGUUCGUGCAACUAAUGAUGAUGAUAUUUUACAUGUUGCACAUGAUAAUGAUCCUGCUUAUGAAGAAGAUGAGCAACAACAAAUUUUGAAGAAAUCUCUUGAACCAGAAAAACAAAAAGCUGAUGAUCUUGCUUUGGAUCAUUUUUUAAAUAGUAUUUCUGAUGACAGAGAUUUACUAUUAUUUGAGAACUAUAAGUAUAAUCCAGUUGAAGAUUUGAGAUUAUAG
Acaulospora morrowiae is the source of this 660-nucleotide messenger RNA. The record is from the annotation of a GenBank genome assembly. Lineage: Eukaryota; Fungi; Glomeromycota; Glomeromycetes; Diversisporales; Acaulosporaceae.